This is a messenger RNA of Diplodia corticola, 936 nucleotides long. RefSeq names its product fmi2 protein. Gene Ontology annotation, biological process: negative regulation of protein binding; negative regulation of SCF-dependent proteasomal ubiquitin-dependent catabolic process; regulation of ERK1 and ERK2 cascade. The transcript has 2 exons. Gene Ontology annotation, molecular function: protein tyrosine/serine/threonine phosphatase activity; F-box domain binding. Gene Ontology annotation, cellular component: nucleoplasm; cytoplasm. Bases 1 to 936 code for a protein of 311 amino acids. Lineage: Eukaryota; Fungi; Ascomycota; Dothideomycetes; Botryosphaeriales; Botryosphaeriaceae. The record is from RefSeq and is a predicted model, not a curated record.
AUGACCACCACCGAGGAGGUUGCCCUCUCCGACACCAGCCGCUCCUUCCGCCGUGCCAGCAACAACGAGUACGCCUUCCGCGUGCCCACCCCGCCGCGCAUCAUCAUCCCGCCGCCCGCCGUGAACAGCCAGGAAUCCUCCAAUGCCAUCCGCGUUGACUCUGUCUCCACCAUCGAUGCCCGCGGCCCGGACCUGAGCUUUCUGGCCGCCGUCAAUGGCGGCGAGCUCACCGCUCAAAACGCCGGUCUGGAGUGGACCUACGAGAAGCGCCGCGAUGCUCAGAUGGUAACGCCAUACCUCUAUCUGGGCCCCCACAGCGCUGCGAAAAAUCGAGACUUCCUUAGCAAGACGAAUAUCACCAUGCUGCUCGCUGUCAAGCAGGCCGGCAUGCCCGUCAACGCCGCCGCCCGCAUCGCCAACGAGAUGGGCAUCGCAUUCCACACCGUCGAUAUCCGUACCCCGCAAGACUUGAUCGCCUCGUUCCCCUUGGCCACCGACCUGAUCAACACUCACCUUGCCGAUGUCAACGCUCGCAUACUUGGUGGCAGAUGUGGUUUGCAACACGGAAAGGUCCUCGUCUUCUGUGAAUCAGGGAAUGAGAAAUCAGCGGCCGUUGUGGUGGCGUGGAUCAUGGAAAUGCUGGGCCUGGAUUUCCUCCGUGCAAUGCAGUUUGUUCAAGGCCAACGCUUCUGCGUCAACUUCGAUGACCACCUAAAGACUGUUCUGCAAUCUUAUGGAGAUAUCCUGGCGGCAAAGCGCCUCGUUGCCCUCGACAGCGCGGGUCGGCAUCCGCAGCAAUCCCACUCGACACAGAGCAGCUCUAAGCGUUCGCUUGAUACAACAUACGACGAGGAUAUGGAUGUAGAUACCGUAGCUGAUGCUGAUAUCCUGCGAUUCGAGGGCCGGACGCAUAUACCGUUCGAGAGUAUCGACUGA